Lepus europaeus (European hare) is the source of this 2291-nucleotide messenger RNA. RefSeq names its product RB binding protein 4, chromatin remodeling factor (gene RBBP4). The coding region runs from base 99 to 1376 and encodes 425 amino acids. Lineage: Eukaryota; Metazoa; Chordata; Mammalia; Lagomorpha; Leporidae. Gene Ontology annotation, biological process: regulation of gene expression. The record is from RefSeq and is a predicted model, not a curated record. Gene Ontology annotation, molecular function: histone binding. Gene Ontology annotation, cellular component: NuRD complex; nucleus; ESC/E(Z) complex. The transcript has 12 exons.
AAACAAUAGAGGCCGCGCGCGCCGAACGAGCGCCCGCAGCCUCCCCGCCCCUCCCGCAACGCUCGACCCCGGGAUUCCCCCCGGCUCGUCCGCCCGCCAUGGCCGACAAGGAAGCAGCCUUUGACGACGCGGUGGAGGAACGUGUGAUCAACGAGGAGUACAAAAUAUGGAAAAAGAACACCCCUUUUCUGUACGACUUGGUGAUGACCCACGCCCUGGAGUGGCCCAGCCUGACUGCACAGUGGCUUCCAGAUGUAACCAGACCAGAAGGAAAAGAUUUCAGCAUUCAUCGACUUGUCCUGGGGACACAUACGUCGGAUGAACAAAACCAUCUUGUGAUAGCCAGUGUGCAGCUCCCUAAUGAUGAUGCACAGUUUGAUGCCUCACACUACGACAGUGAGAAAGGAGAAUUUGGAGGUUUUGGAUCAGUUAGUGGAAAAAUUGAAAUAGAAAUAAAGAUCAACCAUGAAGGAGAAGUAAACAGAGCUCGUUAUAUGCCCCAGAACCCUUGCAUCAUUGCGACAAAAACUCCAUCCAGUGACGUUCUUGUCUUCGACUAUACGAAGCAUCCUUCUAAGCCAGACCCUUCUGGAGAGUGCAACCCAGAUUUACGUCUCCGUGGACAUCAGAAGGAAGGCUAUGGACUUUCUUGGAACCCAAAUCUCAGUGGGCACUUACUUAGUGCUUCUGAUGACCACACCAUCUGCCUGUGGGACAUCAGUGCUGUUCCAAAGGAAGGAAAAGUGGUGGAUGCGAAAACCAUCUUUACGGGGCAUACAGCGGUAGUAGAAGAUGUUUCCUGGCAUCUUCUCCAUGAAUCUCUGUUUGGGUCGGUUGCUGAUGAUCAGAAACUUAUGAUUUGGGAUACUCGUUCAAACAAUACUUCCAAGCCAAGCCACUCAGUUGAUGCUCACACUGCUGAAGUGAACUGCCUGUCUUUCAAUCCAUACAGUGAGUUCAUUCUUGCCACAGGAUCGGCUGACAAGACUGUUGCCUUGUGGGAUUUGAGAAAUCUGAAACUGAAGUUGCAUUCCUUUGAAUCACAUAAAGAUGAAAUAUUCCAGGUUCAGUGGUCACCUCACAACGAGACUAUUUUGGCUUCUAGUGGUACUGAUCGCCGACUGAAUGUCUGGGAUUUAAGUAAAAUUGGAGAGGAACAAUCCCCAGAAGAUGCAGAAGAUGGGCCCCCAGAGUUGUUGUUUAUUCAUGGUGGUCACACUGCUAAGAUAUCUGACUUUUCCUGGAAUCCCAAUGAACCUUGGGUGAUUUGUUCGGUGUCAGAAGACAAUAUUAUGCAAGUAUGGCAGAUGGCAGAGAACAUUUACAAUGAUGAAGAUCCUGAAGGAAGUGUGGAUCCAGAAGGACAAGGAUCCUAGACGUAUCUGCACUUCUUGUGACUUUAAGCUCCCCUUUUUUUCCUCUCAACCCUGAGAUUGACUUAACACUGGUUUUGAGACACACAGACUUUGUUCUGCUACCCCUCUGUAAUAGGUACCACUGACAAUGCUAUUAGCCCAAGCAGUGGGCAGUUUUCUAAUGUUAACUGCGGAACUUGAUUCAGCAAAGCCACAAACUUAAUAUUUAAACUUUCUUCAGGAAUUUUGUAGUAACAAACCCAGGUCUAAAGUAGCCACAGAGGGGAAUAUUGUGUGUGAUUUUUUUUUUUUCUUCUUACACUAUAUCCCCGAGUUUUUCAGAUUCAUUUAAUGGUAGAGCAAGGAAUAGAGCCAACUGAGGUAGGUGUCUGAGCCAUGAAGUUUAAAUAAUGCAAGUUGUCAUUUUUAUUCAGGAAAUAGGGGAGAUUCAAGUCAUAGGUUCCUACUCUAAAAUCUUCACACCUGACUUUCCAGGAUGCACAUUUUCCUACAUAAACCAGUCUCCUGGUUUCUUCAGUUAAGUUGAAAUUACAUGUUCCUCUUUCUCCAUAUAUUUUUGCUCAUUAGUGUAUUUCUUGAGCUGUUUUCAUGUUAUUCCUUUCCUUUCUGUGAAAUGGUUUUUGUGUUUUGUUUUUUUAAACUUGGGACCACCAAGUUGUAAAGAUGUAUGUUUUUACCUGACAGUUGUGCCACAGGUAGGCUGUCAAGUUGAGAAGAGUGAAUCGAUAGCUUGUAUUUGUUUUUAAAUUUAAAUUAAUCCUUGAUAAAAGUGUUUUGUUUUUUUUUAGGAGUUAGUCCUUGACCACUAGUUUAAUACCAUCUCCACUUUGGGUGACCUGUUUCACCAGCAGGCCUGUACUCUCCAUGACUAACUGUGUAAGUGCUUAUAAUGGAAUAAAUUGCUUUUCUACAUAA